Molecule: messenger RNA, 1223 nt
Organism: Botrytis cinerea B05.10
Lineage: Eukaryota; Fungi; Ascomycota; Leotiomycetes; Helotiales; Sclerotiniaceae
Exons: 2
Coding region: 57-1010 (317 amino acids)
Biological process (GO): L-proline biosynthetic process
Molecular function (GO): pyrroline-5-carboxylate reductase activity
Source: RefSeq, a predicted model, not a curated record
GAAUUUACACGGGAGCACCUUGAUCUGUUUUUGAGUUCUGAAAUUAUUCUCCAGAAAUGUCCGAAUCACAAAAAAAUCCGAAUGGGACCCCUUCAAGUGAGACUGGUGCAUCGAUAACACUAGCAAUCCUAGGAUGUGGAAGCCUCGGAACUGCUCUAUUGUGCGGGAUACUAACGCACAUUGAAGAGAGCAAGAAAGCCAACUCAGCUUGUCCGGUAUCAAACCAACCCCAUGUACCAAACAAGUUCAUGGCUUGUGUCCGCACUGCUGCUUCUGCUGCACAAUUGGAACUCUCCCUUGCAGCUUACGACACAGAGGUAGCAAUCUAUCAUGGCGACCAGCGCGCUCCUCUUCACGAAGCCGACGUGAUCGUAUUAGCUUGUCAACCCGGAGACUUGCGAAGUUGUCUGGCCACCACCAUUAUCCGAUCCCAGUUACAAGAUAAAGUCCUCGUUAGUCUACUUGCGGGUGUUACAAUUCCGGAUAUCGAAUCCGUACUCCAAUCUGUAGGGGGUAAGAGUUAUUACCCUGCUACAAUUGCUCGGGCAAUGCCAAAUACUGCUUCCUUUGUCCGCGAGUCCAUCACAGUCAUCGAAACACCGGAAGCAACGUCAGCUAGCCAUCUACUUGCAAUCAAUUGGCUAUUUGAAUCAAUUGGCAAGAUCAAACACAUCUCUGCUACUAAUUUCGACACCUGCACAGCAUUGGGUGCAUCGACUCCUGCAUUCUUUGCGAUUAUCCUCGACGCAUUGAUUGAUGGCGCUGUUACACUCGGUCUGACGAGAAAGGAUGCUACGCUCAUGGCAGCACAAUCCAUGAAAGGAUGUGCAGCAUUGGUGCUGGCGGGAGAACACCCGGCCUCUGUAAAGGAGAAUAUUACCACUCCGGGUGGCUCAACGAUUAUGGGCGUGCUAGCGCUUGAACAGGGGAAUGUGAGAGCUGUUGUUGCCGGUGCUCUGAUUAAGUGUAAAGAAGCUGCUGAGGGAUUGGGAGCUCAGGCAAGAAAUUAGGCUUUGAUUGUUUCAGCUAUCAUAUUGAUGGUUAUUAAUUUUCUUUUCUUUUCUUUUCCCAUGGUAUGACCGAAGUGUGGAUUUGGAGAAGUUCUGCUGUGUUAUCAAUCGAUCCGAAAAAAUUGAAAGGAGUGGUUUGCGAGAUUUAUAUGUGCACGUGAUUUACCUUGGCUGGGUGGCAGAACAAGGCGGUGAAGCUGUACUACAACCUCA